Entrophospora candida is the source of this 3402-nucleotide messenger RNA. The record is from the annotation of a GenBank genome assembly. NCBI's taxonomy places the organism in Eukaryota, Fungi, Glomeromycota, Glomeromycetes, Entrophosporales, Entrophosporaceae.
AUGACAAAAACUAAAAAAUGUCCUGCUUGUGGUAGUGCUUUAUCAGAUAAGGCUAACAUGAGUGAAAUCUUUAAAAAAUUUGAGGCUAUUGUCAAAAGUCGUAAAGAUGCUUAUGAAAAAAAAAUUGCUUUGUUUAACUGUAUAAAGGAUAUCAAAAUUGAGGACUUGGAACCAUUGGAAAAAAAAAGAAUUGAUUAUCUUUUACAGGGUAGGCUUUUUAAUGAGUUAGCCAAAGAAAGUAUGAAAGAAUAUAAAAACGAUAAGAGAAAUGUUUAUAAACAACAACCAGCAACCGAAGAACAAAGAAAGAAGUUAAAAGGUAAGCGAGCAGAUUAUAUUCUUUACCAAUCAGAAACCACCAAUCCUUUAAUUGUUAUUGAAGCCAAAAGACCCAGUGAAAAUAUUUCUCAGGCGUUAGAACAAGGAAUUAAUUAUGCUAAAAAUAUUAAGGCUCCUUUGGUUAUUGCCACCAAUGGGGAAUUUACCAAGGCUUAUCAUAUUAACUUCCAAAAAACUUUAACUCUUAAUGGAGAAGAAGUAAAAGAUUUUUUUACUGAAAAAGAAGCUUUAAGGUUCAUAGAACAACCGCACUUAAUUACCCAAGAAAAUAAAGUUGUUUUGUCGCGGAGAGAGCUAAUUAAAAUUUUUGCGGAGGCUAAUGAUUUGUUAAGAAAAAAAGGACUACAAGCUGGCGAUGAAAGAUUUAGCGAGUUUGCUAAUGUUCUCUUUUUGAAAAUAAUUAGUGAAAUAGAAGAAAACAAGGAAAAAUCCACAGUAGAAAAAAGACAUUUAUGGAGUUCAUGGGAAAAUGAAAAAGGCGACAAUUUAAAAAGUCGUAUUGAUAAAGCACUAGAACAUUUUCAAAAAAAAUACCAAGAAGGCGAAUUGUUUUCAGUUAGCAAAAUUGAAGACACUAAUACUUUGGAAAAAAUUAUUUCUAAACUUAAUCCUUUAUCUUUGGUAGAAACCGAAAGAGAUGUAAAAGGAGAAGCGUUUGAAUACUUUCUCCAAAGAUACAACGCAGGAGAAAAAGAUUUAGGGCAAUAUUUUACUCCUAGGCAUGUCGUUAGGCACUUGGUAAAUAUUUUACAACCUCGCUUUAAAGAAAAAGUUUAUGACCCUUUUUGUGGCACGGGUGGAAUGCUGAUUGAAUGUUUUAAAUAUGUUAGCGAAAAUAUAAAACUAGACCCCGAAAAUCUAAAAGUGCUUCGCAAUAUUUUUUAUGGUAAUGAGAUAACUAAUGUAGCCCGAAUUACCAAAAUGAAUAUGAUUUUGUUUGGGGACGGACAUAAUAAUAUUCAACGAAGAGACAGUUUUCAAUUUCCAUUCAAAGAAAAAUAUGAUUUGGUAAUUACUAAUAUUCCCUUUGGUUUUAGUGAUAUUGACUAUGGAGACUUAUAUCCAAUUAGUUGUAAAUAUGGGGAUUGCUUGGCUAUUCAGCAUUGUCUAAUGGCUUGUAAAGAUAAUGGAAGAGGCGUAUUUUUACCUUAUACGGGUAGCAAAACUUAUAAAGAAAUAGUGAUAGAGGAAAAAACAAAUUCUCCUUUAUUUACCAAGAUUUAUUAUAAAGAUGUUGAGGAGAAUGAUUAUAAUCUGCUGACUAAACCCUAUAAUUUUCCUUUGCCAAAAGACAAAGAAAAGAACUAUUUACCUUUAUUAGAAAUUGCUGAUAUUUUUCGUGGCACCUCUCUUAAAAAAACUGAUUUUGUUUCUAAUGAAAUUGAUGAUAUUCUUAUAACCUUGGAUGGAACUGUGGGAGAGGCGGUUCUUUGUUCAGAAACCAUAAAAAAAGGAAUACCUUCUUCCCAUCUAGCAAUUAUUAGGGUCAAACCAGAAUAUAAAACUACAAAAAUACUCCCCGGAUUUUUAUUAGCAAUUUUUAAAUCUCCCCAAAUGAAAAAAAAAUUAAUGAGCCAAUCUUCGGGGACUAUAUUUCCUGGUUUAAGUUUAGACAACUUAAAAAAAAAUUUAAUUCCAAUUCCUCCCUUGGAAGAACAAGAAAAAAUUAUUGCUGGAUUAAACAAAAUAAACCAAAGUAUUCAAAACGCUCAGCAAAUAAUUGAUAAUUUUAAACUUCCUCUUUUUGUUUCACUAAUGAAGCCAAUUGAGUAUAAAAAAUUAGGAGAAAUUGCUAGUUUUGAAUAUGGUUAUACUGCUACGGCUGGCGAACAAGGAGAAUUUAGGCUCAUUAGGAUUACAGAUAUAGACGAACAUGGAAAUAUAUCAGAAAAAGAUAAAAAAUAUGUUGACUUGACAAAUGAAACAGAUAAAGAAAAAUACUUGCUAAAAGUAAAAGACCUAAUUGUAGCCCGAAUAGUAAAAGAAUUAACCCAAGGCACAGUUCAACCGCAAUUUAAUGCUAAUUCUUUGAAAGAAAUUCAAAUACCAAUUCCUAGUUUAGAAAAUCAGAGAAAAGCAGUUGAACAAUUGAGCAAAAUCAAGCAAAAUUAUCAAAAUAUUGUAAAAGACGAAGAAAAUAUUGAAGUUUCUUUUCUACCAAUGGAAAAUAUUAAAAAAUGUUCCCUGUAUGUUUAUCCACAACAAACAAGAAAAAUAGAAGAGGUUUAUCAAGGUUAUACUUAUUUUGUUGAAAAUGACUUACUAAUUGCUAAAAUUACUCCUUGUUUUGAAAAUGGUAAAAUGAGUAUUGCCAAGGACUUAAAGAAUGGUAUUGGAUUUGAAGAGGGCAAAAAUUAUAUGAGUGGAACCACUGGGCGACAAAGGCUUAGCCAAGAAUUUGUGGAAAAUUUUUUAAUUUCUGUGCCUUCUUUGGAAGUUCAAAAGAAAUUAGUCAAAGAUUUGGAGGAGGAACAAGAAAUAAUUAGUUGUCAAAAACAAAAUAUAGAAAAUAUGCCUAAAAGGAAACCAAAAUUUAAGUGUAAAAAGUGUAAUAAGAACUUCCCUGACAAUGAAGUGAUUAUGGGUUGUGGAUAUUUUUUUACUGAAAAUCCUUUAUGUAAAAAAUGUUUAGAUACACAAACAAUAUUAGAACAAUUAAGAUAUAAUUUAGAGAGAGCGGAGGAGAAAUUUAAUGCUGAAACCAACCCAGCCAAAAAACAAGAACUUAAAAAAACUAUUGAGAACACUAAAAAAGCUAUUGAAAAUCAUGCUAUUUGCUACUGUAUGGACUGUCAGCAAAAUUUUUGUGAAAACGAGGGAGAUAUUUUGGAUAAAGAUAAAUUAGUAGCAGUAGCCAGAGGGAAAACCGACCGAAUAAUUUAUGAUUUUCGUUGUUAUGACUGUAAAGAAAAGGAGGAAGUAAGAAAAGAAGCAUUAAAAGAGACAAAUGAGAGACUUGCGAAGCAACAAGAGGAAAGAGAACGAGCCGACAUAUUGAAAGCACAAAGGCUUCACAUAGUUGCUCCGUGUAGUGUUUAUGUUGAACUUUAUGGGAAUAAAUGA